GUUACGAUUAAACGCAUCCCCAAGAUUUAAAUAAACGACCAACGAACCCUCAUUUCCCUUCAAUACAGAGGUUGGUUUCAAAUUUGAUCAAAUAUUCUCUUUCCCUCUCAUGGAGCAGCAGAAGCAUUUUGUGCUCGUCCACGGAGCUUGCCAUGGGGCUUGGAGUUGGUACAAGAUUAAACCACUUCUGGAGGCUGCUGGCCAUCGUGUCACACCGCUCGACAUGGCAGCCUCCGGCAUGGACAGUAGGGUGAUCCAAAACGUGCACUCCAUGGAAGAGUAUUCUGAGCCUUUGUUGAAGUACUUGGAUGGUCUUCCUCCAAAUGAAAAGGUGAUAUUGGUGGGUCAUAGCCUUGGCGGUUUUAACUUGGCCGUGGCUAUGGAGAAAUACUCCGACAAGAUAGCUGUUGCUGUUUUCUUGGCUGCCUUUGUCCCUGAUACUCAACACAAACCUUCCUAUGUCUUAUCUCAGUACAAUGAGAAAACACCGAAGGAAGCUUGGCUAGACACGAAGUUUGCUCCAUAUGGAACUGAAGCUCAGCCAUCAACAUCAAUGUUUCUCGGACCAAAUUUCUUAGCCAAACAGCUAUACCAACUCUCCCCUCCUCAGGAUAUAGCUUUGGCCCUUACUCUGCUGCGACCCAGUACACUAUUCUUCGAAGACUUGUCGAAGAUAAACAAUUUUUCAGACGAAAAAUAUGGAUCCGUCAAAAAAGUAUAUGUAAUUUGUACGGAAGACGUAGGCGUCUCUACGGAAUUUCAACAAUGGAUGGUAUGUAACGCUGGAGUUGAACAUGUCAUGAAAAUCAACGGCUCUGAUCACAUGCCUAUGUUUUCUACGCCUACUCAGCUUCUCCACUGCCUCCUUCACAUUGCUCUCAACUACGCCUAGCUUACCCAAGGCUACGCGACCCCUCAUUAAACAAAUUUUAGUUUUACUUUAAAUAAAAAUGGCUACUCUCUCUCUCUCUUUCUAGUACACCAAAUUGAAUAACGUACUGUGGUUUUUGAUUUAUAUAAUGAAUUUCAAUAUGUGGGUUUAAUU
Cucumis sativus (cucumber) is the source of this 1045-nucleotide messenger RNA. RefSeq names its product salicylic acid-binding protein 2. The transcript is spliced from 3 exons. Gene Ontology annotation, molecular function: methyl indole-3-acetate esterase activity; methyl salicylate esterase activity; methyl jasmonate esterase activity. NCBI's taxonomy places the organism in Eukaryota, Viridiplantae, Streptophyta, Magnoliopsida, Cucurbitales, Cucurbitaceae. Bases 110 to 892 code for a protein of 260 amino acids. The record is from RefSeq and is a predicted model, not a curated record. Gene Ontology annotation, biological process: salicylic acid metabolic process; jasmonic acid metabolic process.